AUGCAGAUUUUUGUCAAGACCCUUACGGGCAAGACCAUUACGCUCGAAGUGGAAUCGGCGGAUAGUAUUGACACUGUCAAGCAGAAAAUUCAGGACAAGGAAGGAAUCCCCCCGGACCAGCAACGUCUGAUCUUUGCUGGUAAGCAGCUGGAGGAUGGCCGUACGUUAGCGGACUACAACAUUCAAAAGGAGUCAACCUUGCACUUGGUGCUACGUCUUCGUGGUGGAGGCAAGAAGCGCAAGAAAAAAACCUACACGAAGCCUAAGAAGAUCAAACACAAACACCGUAAGGUCAAACUUGCUGUGCUUAAGUACUACAAGGUGGACGACAAUGGCAAGAUCCAGCGUUUGAAGAAGGAGUGCCCGGCGCCUCAGUGCGGUGCCGGUGUCUUUAUGGCUACUCACUUUGACCGCCACUACUGCGGCAAGUGCCACGUGACUUACCAGUUCCAGGGCGAGGAUAGUGCGUAG
This is a messenger RNA of Peronospora farinosa, 471 nucleotides long. The record is from the annotation of a GenBank genome assembly. Lineage: Eukaryota; Oomycota; Peronosporomycetes; Peronosporales; Peronosporaceae.